This is a messenger RNA of Alternaria burnsii, 420 nucleotides long. RefSeq lists its product as uncharacterized. Bases 1 to 420 code for a protein of 139 amino acids. The transcript has a single exon. The record is from RefSeq and is a predicted model, not a curated record. Lineage: Eukaryota; Fungi; Ascomycota; Dothideomycetes; Pleosporales; Pleosporaceae.
AUGCCCGGCCCUCGCCAGCUGGUUUUCUCUUCUCUCCUCAGGACUGUGACCUAUUCGCAAGAUUCUUCCAUGAAUUCGAGCAAAGCUUCUUCCAAUACUUCGAUCGCCCAGGACGCGUCCUUUGCCUUCUGGUUCCCGAUAGCCUGCACGCUAGUCGGGGUCCUUUUUACUAUAUUCGCUUUUCUCCUCGCCGUUUUUACCACGUUUCGCAGGCGUGAUCCGUUAACAACACGCCUCGACCAAAUCCUGGCCGUCCUCAGGACCAUAGGAGAGUCAGGCGACCUCCGGGUAGUACGAGACGACGUCGCGGAGUUGAGGAAGGCAUUAAACGCUCCGGGGCUCGCCUUCCCCAGCGAUAUGCUCACACCUUACCGUCGGUGCUGGGGUUCAGUAACCUCAUUAGAGGCGAAGCUAGGAUGA